AUGGAUAUUAUUCUAGAACUCUGGGACACCUUCAUUGGUGAUCGCCUUUAUUCCUCCGUCCUCCCCGCCUCCCUUUCUUCCUCAGUCUCCCUGCCGGCAUUCGCCAAUGUCGCCAACAGUUCGCUCGCCCUCUUCGGCGCGUCGGAGCCAUUCGUCUAUGAGCCCGCCACUCAGAUGCUUCACUUGGAACCUUCCAAGUAUGCCUAUCUCAGUGCCUGGCCGCGGAAUAACAUGUACCGCCAAUUCACCAGCUUCUUCUUGAUCACUUGGUAUGCGCCACUCCCCUGGUUCUGCAAGGCCGGCCAGACCGGCUCUGCAACAUUUUGGAUCUUCGGACUAUUUGUCUACUUCGUCGUCGCCUCCCUAUCGUACAUCUUCAUCUGGGACAAAACUACCUACAAGCACCCCAAAUUCCUCAAGAACCAGAUAUCCAUGGAAAUCAAACAAGCCAUGGGCUCCAUGCCCCCAAUGGCCCUCCUGACGGCUCCAUUUUUCGUCCUAGAAGUCCGCGGAUACGCCAAACUCUACGAUACUACCGCCGAGGAACCCUUUCCCUUCUACAGUAUCCUGCAGUUCCCAUUCUUCAUCUUCUUCACCGAUUUCUUCAUCUACUGGAUCCACCGAGGCCUGCACCACCCGCGCGUUUACCGAACCCUGCACAAGCCGCACCACAAGUGGAUUAUGCCUAGCCCUUACGCUUCGCACGCUUUCCACCCCCUGGACGGCUGGUCGCAAAGCGUGCCGUACCACGUUUUCCCGUUCAUUUUCCCGCUCCAGAAGGUCGCUUACGUCUUCCUGUUUGGUUUUAUUAACCUCUGGACUGUGUUUAUUCACGAUGGCGAGUACGUUGCCAAUAGCCCUGUUGUGAAUGGUGCUGCUUGCCACACUAUGCACCAUUUGUACUUCAACUACAACUACGGCCAAUUCACUACUCUGUGGGAUCGCCUGGGUGGUAGCUACCGCAAGCCUAAUGAGGAACUCUUCCGUCGGGAGACUAAGAUGGGAGAUAAGGAGUGGAAGCGUCAGGCUAAAGAGAUGGAGUCGAUUCUCAAGACCGUCGAGGGCGAGGAUGACCGCAAGUACUCUGCGGAUACGAAGAAGGAUCUUUGA
Messenger RNA from Penicillium cosmopolitanum, 1110 nucleotides. RefSeq names its product sterol desaturase family protein. Lineage: Eukaryota; Fungi; Ascomycota; Eurotiomycetes; Eurotiales; Aspergillaceae. Gene Ontology annotation, biological process: lipid biosynthetic process. Bases 1 to 1110 code for a protein of 369 amino acids. The transcript is spliced from 2 exons. Gene Ontology annotation, molecular function: oxidoreductase activity; iron ion binding. The record is from RefSeq and is a predicted model, not a curated record.